Molecule: messenger RNA, 3622 nt
Organism: Oldenlandia corymbosa var. corymbosa
Lineage: Eukaryota; Viridiplantae; Streptophyta; Magnoliopsida; Gentianales; Rubiaceae
Source: the annotation of a GenBank genome assembly
GCAUAAGCAGCUGAUUAGAGUAUUAAACUCAAACGAUGAACCACCUUAACAGCUGCUCUGGCCCACCGCAGUUUCCAGGGUAUGGCGUUGACUAGUGAUAGAAUCACUGACUUUUAUCGCCGGCCCCGAAAAGGAGCUUCCCAGCUAUCAAAGCUAACAUGUUGAUGUUGCUUUAAAUUACUAGGAAGAGAAAUUAAAAACGCCUUUUUAGAGAUACUGCUUCCUUCUAAAUUUCUUAAAUUUAAGUUUAAUUUUUUUUUUGGUUCUAUACUCUCUCUGUUAUACGCGUUUUUUCUAUUUUUAUUUUGUUGAAUGAAAUUUCUAAAAAAUCUUUUACUAGUCCAAUCAAAUAACACGGAAAUUUUAAUUCACUACCUCUAUCAUUUUCAAUGCUCCUCCAUUCUUCUUCUUCUUCUUCUCUAUCUCUCCUCUUCUAUGUAUCCUGUUUAUUCUACCCAUUUGUUUUGAUUUUUGAGCUCUGCUGAGUCAACUCGCCAUUAAUCCGUUUCUUUCUCAUUGAUAGUUCAUCUGUUUUUUUUUUUUUUAUUUAAAUUUGUUUUGAUGAAAUGGUUGAGUUUCCCAAGUGGUUAGAUCGGUUUCAUGUGGUUCUGGUGCUGCUUGUUCUUGUGCUGCAUCAAAAUCUGAACUGCUGUUUUUCACUGAACGAUGAAGGUUUAGCUUUACUGAAAUUUAGAGAAGGAGUGGUAAGCGAUCCAUUUGGGGGUCUUUCUACCUGGAAUGAUGAGGUUGGAGUGGUGACUCCAUGUUCUUGGAGUGGGAUUGAGUGUGCUGAUGGUUACGUUGUCUCAUUGAACUUGAAAGAUUUGUGUCUUAGAGGUAGCAUAGCUCCUGUUCUCGCGAACCUGAUUCACAUAAAAUCUAUAAUUUUACGCAAUAAUUCAUUUUACGGCACCAUACCUGAAGAUAUUACAAAGUUAAAAGAGCUGGAAGUGUUGGAUUUGGGCUAUAAUAACCUCAGCGGAGCACUUCCACCAGAACUUGGCAACAAUUUGUCUCUGACAAUCCUACUGCUGGACAACAAUGGAUUGUUCAACUGCUUAUCUCCUGAAAUUUAUGAGCUUCAAAUGCUGUCUGAAGCUCAAGUAGAUGAGAAUCUGCUACGUCCGGGGUCAAAGAUUUUAUCUUAUGAAAAAACUCGGAACAUCGCAGACUCUAGAGAUAUAGCAUGGCGGAGAAUGUUGCAGUCGCUAGCUGAUGUGCCAAGGAAUGUCCGGGCAAUUUUUCAACCUCCCCAAAUUUUUCCGCUCAAAAAUGCACCAACACCUUCUCCAACUCCAUCUCCAUCCCCAUCCCCUUCCCCAUAUCCAUCUCCAUCUCCAUCCCCAUCGCCGUCCCCGUUCCCAUCCCCUUCUUUUGGUCCAUCUUUUUCCCCAGAAGAAUCCUUCCCUUCCCCUGUGGCUCCUGCUUCUGAACCCUCACUUUCUACCCAACCAGAAAGUCCUUCUAUCUUUGUCAGAAAGAACAAAUCUAGUCGCCAUCAUGUCAUAGUAUUAUCUUCAGCUAUUGGAGCUUCUGUUCUGCUUCUGUUACUGGUGGCUGGCGCACUUUUCUGUAGAAGUAGUAAAGUUGCUGUUGUCAAACCUUGGGCUACGGGACUGAGUGGACAGCUGCAGAAAGCUUUUGUGACAGGUGUGCCAAAGCUGAACAGAUUGGAGCUUGUAACAGCUUGUGAAGAUUUCAGUAAUGUUAUAGGAACCACAGCUUCUGGGACUUUAUACAAGGGCACUCUGUCCAGUGGGGUUGAAAUUGCAGCACUAGCCUUUUCAAUGGAAUCUCCCAAGGAUUGGUCAAGGACUAAUGAAAUUCUGUUCAGGAAGAAGAUUGAGACCUUAUCAAAAGUAAAUCACAAAAAUUUCGUGAAUCUUCUGGGGUAUUGCGAGGAAGAACAACCUUUCACGAGAAUGAUGGUAUUUGAGUAUGCUCCUAACGGCACACUAUUCGAGCAUUUACACAGUGAGUACAUUUCUAUUUCAUGCUUCUUGAUAGAAAUCGCAAAUGUGAUAGCUAAGGAUGAAACUGUCUUAUAUUCUCAUGUGUGGUUAUGUCCUUAAAACUCUAUGUCAGACUCGGAACUAGUUAAAAGUGUAUUACCUCUCAUACCUAUGAUAGGAUUAAAGUGUUUAGUUCUCAUCUACUUAUGCAUUAAUGUCAUUGGAUCCUUAUGUGGAAUGACAGCAAGCAACUAUACUGGUUUCAAAUUUGAUAGAUAUUUUUUCAUUUCAUUAAGCUAUUGAUAUAACUUAUUGCUUGCCUAAUUGUUACUUUCUUUAAUGAUGUACCUAUCUGUGAAAAUGAAGUGUCUAUAACUUUACGAUACAUAUUGGAUGCAUUAGCUGGUGGAGGCAUCACUUUGAUCUCUCUGGAGCUAGGUUUGUGGGUUGUUUGGUGGGCGGAUCUUUCUUUAGCACUUUGUUGGUUUUUGAGACUUUGUAGAACUGAUGGGUGUUAAUAUAUAAGUUUUGUUCUGUUGCACUCAACAUUAUUUUGGGAUUAUUUCAGCAUGCAUUUUGGUGUGAUAGCAUUCAUUUAGUUGAUACUUGGCCUCAAUGGCUUUUCUCUACUGCAAGCCACGCCUAAUAUUCUCAUAUCUUCUGUGUCAUGCAGUAAAAGAAGCUGAGCCUUUAGAUUGGGCUUCACGAAUGAGAAUCCUGAUGGGCAUAGCAUAUUGCCUUCAGCACAUGCAUCAACUGUCCCCUCCAAUAACUCACAAAAAACUGAAUUCUUCAGCAGUUUAUCUAACUGAAGAUUAUGCAGCUAAAGUUUCAGAUUUUUCCUUUUGGAAUGAGAUGGCAGCAUCUGAGGUGGACUUGAAUCCGCAGAGUAAUGUCUACAGCUUUGGUGUUUUAGUUUUUGAAAUGGUGACGGGUCAGCUCCCUUACACGGUAGAUAGAAGCUCGUGUGAAGACUGGGCAUCGGACUAUAUGGGAGGAGGCCAACCACUCAGAAAUGUUGUAGAUCCCACUCUUAAUUCUGUUCACGAGGAGCAGCUUGAGAGAAUUGACGAAAUAAUGAAGGCAUGUGUCAACCCCGAUCCUAGACGAAGACCUGAAAUGAGAGAGAUCACGGCGAGGUUAAGAGAAGUAACAGCGAUUGGCCCGGAUGCAGCAAUUCCAAGAUUGUCACCUCUUUGGUGGGCGGAACUCGAGAUCUUGUCUGCAGAAGCCAACUAAAGCUGGAUUUAUAGCUGCAUGUGAGACAUUUUCACCUGCCAAAUUAUCGUUUUUGAAGCUACUCGGGAGAAGUCUGCCAAAGAAUAGCUAUUUGUAACUAAUGUAGGGAUAUGGCAGUUGUACAUAAACCGAGAUGCAAAAAUCACGAUUUUUCUUUUUUUUUUUUUUCCUUUUUCAUUUAAAUUUUUUGCUUUGAUCAAGGAAGGAAUUAUUUUAGGAUGAAGUUAGGAAUGUGGAAAAUGGUGGGAGGAGAUGAUUUGAUCACUUGUUUAAAGUCUCUUUAAGGUUUUUGUGCCCGUAUCAGAUGUUAGAAACUAGAGCAGAAAUCGUUCCAUCAGUGUAGUUCCGGAAUCAAAAACAUAACAUUGGAAAAAUUACGUCCGUCCCAGAAUACUGAAAAAGUAAUUUCCUAUAAAUUGGCAAUGCCCAAG